Molecule: messenger RNA, 943 nt
Organism: Vicugna pacos (alpaca)
Lineage: Eukaryota; Metazoa; Chordata; Mammalia; Artiodactyla; Camelidae
Source: RefSeq, a predicted model, not a curated record
AGUGGAAAACAGAACCUGCCCCCGCCGGCCUCUGGGACUGAUGGGAAAUCUCCCAGCUUCUCUCUGCUCUCUGGAGCUCCAAGUGGCAAAUCCCCUAGAAUGGACAGAUCUGAGGGUGACUGGCCGGGGUCGCAUUUGGGCUCAUUCUAGAGCUUUGCCCUUGGGACUUCUCAUGCCAGAAGUUUACGUAAAAACCGCUCUGUUUUAUGCUUGGAAGGAAGGGGGCCAAGAUGGGUCGCCGAGCUCAACAGGAGUCCUCUCAAGUCGAGAAUCAUCACAGUGGCAAGAAUUCCUUUUUGACUCUGACUGCAGAGGCUCCCCCUCCCAAACUACCCCGUCGGCAAGGAGGAUGGGCAGAUGAUUCCAUGAAGACUUCCAAGUCAGGAAGGAGGGCUUCUGAGGAAGUAGAAGAUCACCGCCUCAGACAGCAGAGCCUGGAUGGAUUGGAUGACGAAGGAGAUAUUCCUGUUAUUCCGGACCUGGAAGAAGUACAGGAGGAAGACUUCGUUUUGCAGGUGGCAGCCCCUCCCAGCAUCCAGGUGAACCGGGUGAUGACGUACCGUGACCUGGACAAUGACCUCAUGAAGUACGCAGCCUUCCAGACCUUGGAUGGAGAGAUCGACCUGAAGCUCCUCACCAAAGUCCUUGCGCCAGAGCAUGAGGUUCGAGAGGACGAUGUCGGCUGGGACUGGGACCGUCUGUACACUGAGGUGUCCUCAGAGCUCCUCACCGAGUGGGACCCACUGCAGGUGGACAAGGAGGACCCUGUGGGACAGCGCGUGCACACCUGAGCCCCCUGGGUCAGCAGACACUCCCUGCACGCAGUCACCUCUGCUCUGGACUUAAAAACACCAUAAACCUAAAACUAAAGAAGUUUGCAAGCAGCUUACAAAUUUUUAUGCACUAUUUGGUAAUAAAAAUACUUUAUUUUCAGUAGACCACA